This is a messenger RNA of Neoarthrinium moseri, 474 nucleotides long. RefSeq lists its product as uncharacterized. NCBI's taxonomy places the organism in Eukaryota, Fungi, Ascomycota, Sordariomycetes, Amphisphaeriales, Apiosporaceae. The record is from RefSeq and is a predicted model, not a curated record. The transcript has a single exon. Bases 1 to 474 code for a protein of 157 amino acids.
AUGGCAUCAAAACGCGUGGAAACUGCGAAGAAGUAUAUCGACCACUUCGCUACCCUGGACACACAGAUCCUAGAAUCUAUCCUUGCCGACGACUAUUCUCAUGAGUUUGGGCCUGCAUCCAUCCAACACCUCACUCCUCCGUCAUUUGAUAAGCGCGGCAAAAUUGAGCACAUGCAACGAUUGCGUCGGAUCCUCUCCGGAUUUCCUGUGACUGCAAAACAAUACAUAGACAGCGAAGAAAGCAACAAGGUCGUGAUUUGGGCAACCAGCAAGACAGUCUUCCGUGCUGAGGCAAUGGAUGAUUCCAUCUCUCCGAGCGAGUGGGAGUUCAACGGCGAAUAUCUAUUCAUACUUAGCAUGGACGCGAAUGGGGACAAGAUUACGCGAACUGUUGAGUUCUUAGAUAGCAAGGAGACAGUUGACAAACUUCUGGUGCUCAUGAAGAAAGCCAACGAAAAUCUACAGAAAGGGUAA